AUGGAACCCAGUCUGGUAGCAGAGGCGCUCGCCGCCCACCCGGACGGCGGGCGCGUCACGGCGGCGGCGGUGGUCGGCUGCAUCUGCCUCGACCACCUCGCGUGCGCCGAGUGCGACCGCAUCCUCGGCAUCACAUUCCUCGCGAUCGACGCACGGCCCUCGUCCCCACGGCGCGCGUCGACGCCGGGAUCAGCCUCAGGCUCAGGCUCGCCGCCCGUCCCCAUGGCGCGCAUCGGCGUCGGGCUCAGGCUCGGGAUCGGGCCGCGCACAGGCGGAGAUGGGGCCCAGGCCGAGCAGUUCGACGCGUCCAUCUCCGGCAUGACGGAGCGGCUCGGUCUCGCGGCCGCCGUCGGGGAUCGGGCCGAGGAGGUGUUCCGGAAGAUGGAGGAGGCGAGGGCGUGGCCGCGCGGCCCGGGCUGCCGCUGGGGCAAGGGCCGGUCCCGCCGGGACAUAGGCAGGCUCUACGCGGCCUGCCUCUCCAUCGCGUGCCGCAACCAGGGCUCGCCGCGGUCGCUGAGGGAGCUGGCCAUGGCGGCGGCGGACGGCAGCGCGGCGGCGAGGAAGGAGAUCGCCAAGCUGAUCGCGCACAUCAGGAAGCGCCUGGGCGAGGAGGAGGCCGGGCAGGCGGCGGGCGUCGGCGUGGUCCCCGUCUCCGGCUGCCUGCGCCGCUUCGGGCCGCUGCUGCGGCUGGGGGACCGGGAGGCGGCGGCGCCGUUGGAGGCCGCGCGGAGGCUGGAGGAGGGCGCCCUCGACCUGCGGCACAACGCGGAUGCCGUCGCGGCGGCCGUCGUCUGCAUGGCCAUGGAGCGCGCCGGCGCCAGGAGGCACAUCAGGGACGUGGCGACGGCCACCGGCAUCUCCUAUUUCUGCGUCGACAUCGUGUGCAGGAAGCUGCGGCCCCACGCCGCGCUGCUCUUCGACUGA
Messenger RNA from Triticum turgidum subsp. durum (durum wheat), 924 nucleotides. The record is from the annotation of a GenBank genome assembly. NCBI's taxonomy places the organism in Eukaryota, Viridiplantae, Streptophyta, Magnoliopsida, Poales, Poaceae.